AUGCUUUUUUUUGGAGAUGCCGAGCACGCGACCACGACUUCUUACGGCAACGUGCGAUGGUCUCAGGAGCUGUUUGGAAUCCCUGCUCAGAAUACCUGGGUGUAUUUCAGAGUGACAGACUUCUAUCUCCUCCGCCGCACGGAGUCUGGCCAAGGGUUGUUGUCUUGGAAUCUGAUGAUGAUCGACUGGGCAGACCUCUUUCGGCAGGUGGGACGCCCUGUACUGCCUCCGGCGGCCUUGCCUGAAGGUUUAGUACUUACAGCAGCUGCCAAUGAUGGAGUUCCCGCUCCGCUUUCCGUCAUGGUGGUUGGCCGGAAUAGCACGGAAGCAAAACUCGCUGCUGAAGCCGCCCUGGACGAGUGGGUUAACAGCGAGAGGAGCGGGAAGUGGAUCCACGACGACCUGACCUUUUAUGGCCCUGGUGGCAUUGGCCGCGCUACAAGCCGAGUGAUAAAGCCAUUUCGAGAAGCCUUUGCUGAUCGCAGCGUGGAGAAGGACAUGUUGUUCUGUGAGGGCAACUACUGCGCAGCUUGUGGGAAGCUCUGGGGCAAGCAUGUAGGAACCUGGGUCGGUCAGACUGCCAGUGAGAAGCAUCUCUUCCUCCGCUUUGGCAUGCAUUGGCGAAUGGAGAACGGCAAGGUUCGAGAGGGCUGGGCAGUUUUUGAUUUCCCCGGCCUGUUGAAGCAGCUGGGCAAGGACUUCUUCGAGAUUGCUCGGCGCCCCAAUCAGAUCCCGUCUUUGACUGCAGCCUGA
Symbiodinium pilosum is the source of this 753-nucleotide messenger RNA. NCBI's taxonomy places the organism in Eukaryota, Dinophyceae, Suessiales, Symbiodiniaceae. The record is from the annotation of a GenBank genome assembly.